AAUUAUCCCCAUCCCAUUCCCCUGACCUGAGACCCGACAGACCCAAUCUUCGGGGGAAAAAAAAAAAAAUUAAAAACAGACCCAAUCAACCGGCAUAGAAAUUAGGGCUUCCAUUUCUGUUUAAUCGUUUAGCAAAUCUCCAUUCCAUAGCUGAAGUCGGAAAUUUCUCUCUUUCUCGCUGAAAUUUGACGUUAGAGAGUCCGAGAUAUGACGGACGGCUACUGGAAUCAGCAGCAGCAGCAGCAGCAGCAUCUUCUCCUCUCUGGUGGCAGUUUAAAACGACCUCGUUCCGACUACGAUCUCCCAUCUUCAGGGUUGCCCACAGGUCAUGAAAUUCAUAGUUAUUAUUCAAGAGAUGAUGGUCAUAGCAGGUACCAGGCUGUGAAGGACACAAAAACAAUUGGAUCAGCAUAUGACCGAUAUCUCCAAAAUGCGCAAAUUACUCCUUUUUCUACCGGAGAAGCUAGUGGGUUGAGCGUUGGGUUGGCAAAGACUGCCGGUAAUGCUAUGACUGGUCUUCCAAUACUUGAUUCUGGUAUAACGGCCCGUCCUCAGGCUAGAGGUCCAGAUCGGGCACCAAGUGGUCAGGAUAUUGUUUUCCGUAGUCAGCCUUUAGUGGAUAAGGUAGCUAGGCCUGUUCGUGAAACUGUACCCCUGCCUCCAGAUGCUUCCAGCACACUAUACGUUGAGGGACUCCCUCCUGACAGCACAAAGAGGGAAGUAGCCCAUAUCUUUCGCCCUUUUGUGGGGUAUAAAGAAGUAAGACUUGUUAGCAAAGAAUCCAAGCAUCGUGGUGGAGAUCCUAUUAUCUUGUGUUUUGUUGAUUUUGAAAAUCCAGCCUGUGCAGCAACUGCAUUGAGCGCCUUGCAAGGUUAUAAGAUGGAUGAACAUGAUCAUGACUCUAACUACUUGAGGCUUCAGUUUUCUCGGUACCCUGGUCCAAGAUCUGGCCCUGGAAGUCGUGGAAAGAGGUGAAUCACAAACGAACAUUUGUGAAUGACACCUGUCAUGAAUACAAACCAAUUUUCUACUACUAGUUUAUCCUGCCUUUGAAAAUUUGCAUUUUUUGACAAAAUAUGUUUAUCCGCCUCUUGCAAUUUAGAGUGCUCAAAGCUGGCCACACUAAUUAGUUGCAGUUUUAGAUCAACAAAAUAGUGAAGGGAUGAGGUAUUUCAAUAUAUAUCUGAGAUUAAUUAUGUAAUCGAAACAAAGAGAUGCUUAAAUCGAUCACUGCAUAAUUCUGUAGUUCCCAAAUUUUUCUGUAGCUACUAGAUGUUCGACACUUUGUAACAUUUUCUUGAGAUGCUAAUUUUAGCCUUGGCACCCAUGUCCUGCAAUGCGUGAAUGGUGGCUUUUACUUUCAGUUGCC
Messenger RNA from Manihot esculenta (cassava), 1369 nucleotides. RefSeq names its product RNA-binding protein 2. The record is from RefSeq and is a predicted model, not a curated record. NCBI's taxonomy places the organism in Eukaryota, Viridiplantae, Streptophyta, Magnoliopsida, Malpighiales, Euphorbiaceae. The coding region runs from base 208 to 975 and encodes 255 amino acids. The transcript is spliced from 6 exons. Gene Ontology annotation, molecular function: mRNA binding.